Molecule: messenger RNA, 1049 nt
Organism: Pocillopora verrucosa
Lineage: Eukaryota; Metazoa; Cnidaria; Anthozoa; Scleractinia; Pocilloporidae
Product: E3 ubiquitin-protein ligase PPP1R11
Cellular component (GO): nucleus
Molecular function (GO): protein serine/threonine phosphatase inhibitor activity; protein phosphatase 1 binding
Source: RefSeq, a predicted model, not a curated record
AUUUCGAUGUAUUUGUAAGUGAGCGAGUCUUACCGUCGAAGGAAACAUGGCAGAAUGUCCCGAAAGUAGUAGUGGUAGUACUGUCACAGUUAUUGAGGAAACGAGUGAGAGUCCAUUGCAACAGAGGCUUGUACUGAAACUAAAGAAACCCAAAUCAGAGAAGAAGGUGCAAUGGGAUGAAAGUGCAGUAGAUAACGAGUUUAUGGGAAAGAAAACAUCAAAAUGUUGUUGUAUUUAUUCAAAGCCCAAGAUGUUUGGAGACUCCUCAUCAGAAAGUGAUAGUGAGGAUGAUGGAUGUAAGCACAACUCUUACUGCACAGGCCACAAAAAGAAAGGCCACAGACAUAGUCAUGAUCAUAGUGACAAAGGAGAUGACCCUGCUACAUUCAAUUCCAACCCAAGUGUAAAUAGCUGAUUAUUUUGACCAAUAAAAAACAUUCAUCUGAUAUUAUUUUAUUAACAUAGGUUAUACAAUAUGUAUAAAUGUACAGAGAUUAGUACAGUAGCCAACAUUGAUGUCUCUGUUAACAGUCAGACAUGGUUCCUUCCUUCAUCUUGUCAAACAGUGCAAUUAAUUGUCACUGUAAAAGAAAAUUUAACUUGGGAUAGAAUGGGAUCAUUAAAUAAUUCAAAUUGGGACCAGAAUUGUUGAACAAAUGAAAGUUAAUGUUAAGGAGGCAGUUACUGUUGAUAAUAGGCCAUUUUUUAUAUACUAAACUUCAAAAUUGGCUGAGAGGCUUGGGGGAAUAAAACAAAAGAAGUCACACUGAGGUUAGGGUAUGAAUCAUAAACUUAUUUUGUUUUAUUUCCCUAGCCCCUGAGCAAUGUUUGAAUUUUAAUAAUAGCCUAUUAAGAAUCACCCUGAGUAAAUGAAAUAGGUGAAUUUGCUGCUGAUUUCUCUGUGAUGGUUUAAGGAAUUCCCAAUCACAAAGCUCAGAUGUCUUAAGUAACUUUUGUAAAUAGCCUCCUUGAGGUAUUUUCAAUAACACCCUUUGAAUUAAAGUUACCUUCAAUUUUGUAAUGUUACACAAGGGCUGGAAAUGUAUUUA